Xyrichtys novacula (pearly razorfish) is the source of this 9066-nucleotide messenger RNA. NCBI's taxonomy places the organism in Eukaryota, Metazoa, Chordata, Actinopteri, Labriformes, Labridae. The record is from the annotation of a GenBank genome assembly.
ACCACGAGGUCAACAUAGCGCGCCGUGCGGGGGGAGACUCUAUGCCAGGUCGGGAACAAUUGUAUCUCCAUGGUAACUGACAACACCGUCAAACGUGGGACAUGGAGGUGAGUGCAUUACCUGGUAUUUACUUCUUUUGGGUGAAAGUAGGCAGAACAUGUGUUCACAUUAUCUUCGCUUCUUAUUCAACGCUGCCUCGGCGAAUAGGUCUGGCAUAGACAAACACUUUCAUGACUGCAAAACGUGUUUUUGGAGAAAGCGAAAACUUGACAGUCUAGCCGAAAAUCUAACAAGAACCUAUCACCCUUUCCCUUUUAUAAUUCACAAGAUCAACAAUCAUCUACAACUACUAACCUAUCAUUUGUUUAAAUGUAGGCCUACAAAAAUAGGUACAUUUGAACUCAUUUAACUUUGGGUAAAUCCUAACAGGAGGUUUUUUUUUUUUACGAUUAAAAAACAUAAGAAAAAACAUGUAGGCUAAUAUUCGAUUCAACAUUUUUGGAAAUAUAUGGCUUGAAUUUCUACUUGUUAAUGUGUGAGCAUAGAAAGUCCAAGACCUUAUGUAUUUAUGUAUGUAUGUAUGUAUGUAUGUAUGUAUGUAUGUAUGUAUGUAUGUAUGUAUGUAUGCAUGUAUGUGUUUUGAUCCAUCUGUAGACUAAUUUCUUUCAUUAGGGCCUUCUUAAAGCAGUGCAUGCCUGAAAUUACCCUAAAGUCCCCUAAGGUGAGAGGGACAAACAAAAAGGUUUUGAAUUUUCCUGCAAGUCUACUCCAAACAUUGUUGAAGUGAUUUUCUUUUCUUUUUUUUUUCUUUUUCAAAAGUACAAGGAAAGUAAAGGCAAAUCUUUACUGUUUAUUUUCUUUACUUUCAGUUUCCUUUUGAGAAGGUCGACAUUACUAGAGCAUGAUUUCAGGUGCUAUUAUUCGUCCUAGAUGAUAAUGUAAGGCAGAUCCGGUCCCAUCCAUUGCCCUCCCCUGUUCUUUAUAAAUCAGUUUGUAUCAUAUACAAUCUUCCAGAGGUACUAGAAUCACAUUCCCCCUGCUGUUGAAAAAUGCCACCUGCAGCAACAUGGCUUUAUGUUUCUAAAGAAUACAGUUUGAUCUUUUGUUUUUCAGUCUCAGCCUCUGACAUACCCAUUGAAGUGUGAGUACUGUGGAGAAAAACCCAAGCCUUCAUUGAUUCUAAUAGGGAUAUUAGAAUCAAUGAACUGACCAAGCCUCUGGGCAGACUCAAUGUCCAUAUUUGUUCCAUCCAAGCCCAAAUCUUUAGAAAGCAUUUGUCACACCUUUUUCUCUGAUUCACUGCAACUCUCUCCUUUCUAAUCAGCAAUGCCAUUGGUUAAAAUGUUUGUUCUCCUGCUCUGGUUCCUCCUGCUCUGCUCCAUGCUCUCUGUGCAUAAUAGAGGAGUGUAAAGACAAAUCUGACAUUGGUACAUGCUAAGGAAAUAAAUACAUUGUAUAGAAAUGUGCAAGUAAUUAUGAAAUAUUACAGUCCCUUUCAGGUUGGUCUGGUUUUCUCUCUGCUUUUUUCAAUGAAAAGUGAAAAGUAAGAGUUUUCUAAAUUUAAAGACACAUAGCUUGUGAGUUAGGUGUUUGAUGUAUUUAUAACAGUGCUGAUAAGAGAAAAUAUGGGAUAUUUGGUAACAGGGGCAUAAAUAAUGACUCACAAGCUCCUGUCUGUCUGAGACUGAUGACAUUGCAGUUCAUGGUCAUUGCUGUUAAUCCAGUGGAUUGGGUUUCUGGGAUUGGUAAACUCAAAGGGAAGACCAAUAUGCAGGUGUUUAAAGACAGUGUGGUGUGUACAGCCCUGAGGCAAAUGGACUGAAGUCAAAAAAGUUACUUCAACAUUUGGAUCUUCAUUAUUGAAUUCGGGAUCAAUAAAGUUCUUCCAAUCAUAUCUAAUUUACUUCUGUAAACUGCUAAUAUUCUUGUUCAUAUCAUUCAUGAAAAGCCCCAAAGUGUAAAAAAGAAGUCCUUUUGGCAGAGUUCAGUCACACAAGCACAAGACUUUAAAUAUGGCUUUUUCCUAUUUCAGACUUGCAGAGAAAUGGUUGAGCCAUGGUGCCACCAUGUGGACACUCAUUGCCACUGACAGAGGCUGAAUUAGUUUUUUAUUUUAUUAAAAAGGUCAAACAAUACCAUCCUUAUUUCAAGUCAGAAUAAAUCUGUUAGGUUUAUCAAGCUGAGAGUAAUUCAUUCAUCUUCGUACACCAUAAGUUACAUAGUUUUGAACCUUACAACCCAAGGCCUUUCAGAAGCAAAUUUAAAAGUGAUGUUUGCAAAGAUGACACGGAAUCUCAGACAAACAUGCACUGAAUUUUUUGCCCUCUGGGAUUAAAUACAGGCAAGACACUGAACUUUUGCAUCAACUGAUCACCUCACACAUCCAAAGACACUUGUUGAAAGCCAAGCUUGGUAAAACAUCACUGAAAUUUUCAGGAUAGCCAAAAGACCAGACAAACAUUAGUUUUUCCUCCAAAACCUUUAUUUAGAACAUUCAGCAUGAUUAAACUGGAGGGCGAGGGUAAAAUAGAGGGAAGUUGGGUGGGAAGGGUAGGAAUGGAAAGGGAGGUCCAGGGACAGGAGGAUAGAAAUUUGGUGGCAGGCCUGCAGGUGAUGGAGUUUUCGGGGCAUCUGUGGUAGGAGCUUUGGUGGUGGUGGUUGUAGUAGUGGUAGGUGUUGUCGUAGUAGUUUUAGGAGUUGGAUACUGGGGAUAGGGAGGGACAAAAGGAGGGUAGAAAGGAGGAUAGAUAGGAAAAAAUGGUGGAAACUGUGGUGGCUGUUUGGCAGCUUCUUUGGUUGUAGUUGACUGAGUGGUUGCAGCUUGGGUAGUUGUAGAUUGAGUCGUUGUGGGUGUGGUGGAGGAUUGAGUUUUGGGUGCGGCGGUUGUUGUAGGCAACUGGAAGGGAGGGUAGUACAUCGGGUAGAAAGGAUAAGGAUACAUUGGGGGCUGAUGUGGUUUUGCUGGAGUGGUUGUGGUGGUGGUGGUGGUGACCCCCUUUGAAGGGUGCUGAGGAACCUGAGGGUGCUGAGGAACCUGAGGAUUCUGAGGAACCUGAGGAUUCUGAGGAACCUGAGGAUUCUGAGGAACCUGAGGAACCUGAGGAUUCUGAGGAACCUGAGGAACCUGAGGAACCUGAGGAACCUGAGGGUGCUGAGGAUUCUGAGGGUGCUGAGGAUUCUGAGGAACCUGAGGGUGCUGAGGAUUCUGUGGAACCUGUGGAACCUGGGGAUGCUGUGGAACCUGAGGGUGCUGAGGAUACUGUGGAACCUGAGGAUACUGUGGAUAGUAAUAGGAUGGAAGAGCUUUGGGAUGUGAGGAAUAUGGAUGCAUGCCAUAUUGUGGAAAGACAGGCAUCUGGGGCAUUUGCUGAUAUGAAGGAUGAAGAGGUGUCUGAGGUGCAGGAGCUGCAGAUUUGGGACACCAGAGAGAAACAGGAAUUCCCUGCCAACGCAUUGGGAGCACAUAAUUCCCACCCUUUGAAGCAAAGAGAAAGCAAAUUAGAAACCAAUUUUCAAUUGUUGACCAAUGUGUUAUAGCAUGACAAAACCAAGCAAUACACUAUCAGUUUAAAAACAAUGAGCUGGCGACAAUGGCAAUGACAAAUGCAUACGCUCUCUCGUGUCUUAAACACUUAGUUUUAUAUCCAAGCCCAAACAUUUAACUUUGCCAGAUUUUUAAGUUACCACCUCUCUUCACUCCAGUAUGACUAGAGCAAGAUUAUAUUACAUUUCAGGAAACAUUACCUCUUGAACCAUGUUGCAGCCAUCAUAGGGGACAGACAUAUCUAGUGCAAAAGGGUUCCUCUGCAUGUUGUAGCCACAGGUGGACGGGACCUGCGACAAAGGCAUUGGUGGUGCAUUCCCUGGGUGGAGAAAUUCUCAGUGAGUGCCAACAUUGAACAGGUGAUACUAGGAAGUGAUUAGAAAAUUAAAAAAAAACAAAUAAUUUAUUAGGCUCAUUACCGCGUUCCACUGUAAAUUGUGAGACACCUGGUCCCACAGCUCUGAACUUCAACUGGUCCCCACCACACUGCAGGGACGGCGCCAUGCGCUUCCAUAAUGCUUCUUUGCUGCCAGUAUCUUGCAUGUAUCCCUUUGACCACCCUAAGAAGAAGCAAUGCGCACAUUAAUAUAAUAUGCAAUUUAAACCAAACAAACACUUAGAUGAAUUUAUAGGGAGAACUCAAGACUUUACCUGCAAAGUCAGCUUGAUAGGCAGCAUCAUCCUCUGUGGAGGAGUUUGACGAAGAUUUCUUGGUCCCUUGGAUCACCUGUGGGUCAAGGCCGGAUGCUUCCUCAAAACUUCUCCCGAAAACGAUUCUCCCCCCUUGAAAGGCAGUUUCUUUGGUUGCAUCAGCUUCUUUUCGUCCUUCUCUUCUCUCGGUUUUCCUCAAUCGGUAACAAUCUAUCGUUUGCACCAAACAACACGUAAGAAUCACUGCGGCAGCCAAGCACACGGAGGCACUCGUCUCUUUUCCUUUGCGUAUCAUUUUUUUUUGAGACUCCUGUGAAUGUAAGAGCUACCAGCCUCUGCACUGCCGCGGCUUUUUGACUUGCUUCUGGAAAUGUCAGCGCGUUUAACAGGAGCCGUGACAGCCAAUCAGAGAGCGACGCGAGCGGAUCCAAUUGUUCUCUAAUCAGGUGGCAUCAUUUCCACCUGGGCAGUGUCGUAGGUACCACGAGGUCAACAUAGCGCGCCGUGCAGGGGGGAGACUCUAUGCCAGGUUGGGAACAAUUGUAUCUCCAUGGUAACUGACAACACCGUCAAACGUGGGACAUGGAGGUGAGUGCAUUACCUGGUGUUUACUUCUUUUGGGUGAAAGUAGGCAGAACAUGUGUUCACAUUAUCUUCGCUUCUUAUUCAACGCUGCCUCGGCGAAUAGGUCUGGCAUAGAUAAACACUUUAAUGACUGCAAAACGUGUUUUUGGAGAAAGCGAAAACUUAACAGUCUAGCCGAAAAUCUAACAAGAGCCUAUCACCCUUUCCCUUUUAUAAUUCAUAAGAUCAACAAUCAUCUACAACUACUAACCUAUCAUUUGUUUAAAUGUUGGCCUACAAAAAUAGGUACAUUUGAACUCAGUUGCUAUCAGUUAACUUUGGGUAAAUCCUAACAGGAGGUAUUUUUUUAACGAUUAAAAAACAUAAGAAAAAACAUGUAGGCUAAUAUUCGAUUCAACAUUUUUGGAAAUAUAUGGCUUGAACUUGUACUUGUUAAUGUGUGAGCAUAGAAAGUCCAAGACCUUCUGUCUGUCUGUCUGUCUGUCUGUAUGUAUGUAUGUAUGUAUGUAUGUAUGUGUGUAUGUAUGUAUGUAUGUAUGUAUGUAUGUAUGUAUGUAUGUAUGUAUGCAUGUAUGCAUGUAUGUGUUUUGAUCCAUCUGUUGACUAAAUUCUUUCAUUUGGGCCUUCUAAAAGCAGCGCAUGCCUGAAAUUACCCUAAAGUCCCCUAAAGUGAGAGGGACAAACAAAAAGGUUUUGAAUUUUCCUGCAAGUCUACUCCAAACAUUGUUGAAGUGAUUUUCUUUUCUUUUUUUUCUUUUUCAAAAGUACAAGGAAAGUAAAGGCAAAUCUUUACUGUUUAUUUUCUUUACUUUCCGUUCCCUUUUGAGAAGGUUGACAUCACUAGAGCAUGAUUUCAGGUGCUAUUAUUCGUCCUAGAUGAUAAUGUAAGGCAGAUCCAGUCCCAUCCAUUGCCCUCCCUUGUUCUUUAUAAAUCAGUUUGUAUCAGAUAUUUCAAACUCUGUAUGUAUCUCAGAGGAAACCAGAUAUGUGGCCCCAGUCUGUCAAUGAUCUGCCCACCUUUGGUAUCAGAGCAGCGGGAGUUCUGAAGUACAAGAGGGAGUCUGAUGAGCGCAACAUAAACUUCACGAAUCUUCUAGAGGUACUGAGAUCACAUUCCCCCUGCUACUGAAAAAUGCCACCUGCAGCAACAUGGCUUUAUAUUUCUGAAGAAUACAGUUUGAUCUUUUGUUUUUCAGUCUCAGCCUCUGACAUACCCACUGAAGUGUGAGUACUGUGGAGAAAAACCCAAGCCUUCAUUGAUUCUAAUAGGGAUACAGGGGCUUGAGGUGAGGGAGACAUGAAUAAAUACACAAAAACAAAAAAAUAUUGAUGCCUCAUGUACAACUAACCUCUUUCAUUCGCUCUUGUGUGGCUGUCACAGACAGUCCCACCUUGCUGUGAACGCUGGCAGCAGCUGUGGGAGACAUUGAACAGACUGAGACAUUUGGCUGAGGGAAGAAGUGACCUGAGAGCUGGUGGUUCAUCAUUGGAAGACAACAAGCUUUCAGAAGAGGGGGAUGAGCUUUACCUCAAAGGCAGAGAGAAAGGCAAAUUCAAAUUCAACUUUAUUUUUAUGGCACUUUUUGUACAUGCUUGCAUUUCAAAGAAAGAACUACUGUUCCUUUGGGAAACAAUGGAGCUCAAAAUAAUUACAGAAAGAAAAAAACCUGAUGGACUAAGGCAGGAAGAGAUCAUAUAAAAUGAACAAAUAAGUAUGAGCUCUUUAGCAUGUAGAUGGGGUAAAAGAAGUAAAAACCUCACUGGAGGGCACUUUGGAGUGAAUUUACAUCAUAAAAAUGCUCUCAUGUUUUAUUCUCAAAGAUAGUAAGAUAUAAUAAACUAAAAUAAAAGAAAACUUUGAAUGCUUUAUUAGAUAACAACCAGGAUUGGAGAAACGGAGAGUAUACAAUCUACACACCUGGGCCCAAACCCUGUGAGUGUUCAGAAUGUUUGUCAAACAUAAUCUGCUUGUAAUUCAAAUCAUUGAAACAACUAAAAUGUUUUCUCAGUUUUGUAAAACUGAUAUUUUCCUUUGUGUGUUUGAUAAGUACCUCAGUCAUCAAGGGUUCUCAGGUUUCAGUACUCCUCUGAAGGGAACUGGACUGUGCCUUCCGGUGCCCUGACUGUGAAACACCUGGUAGUGAAAGAGAAAGAGGAGCAGGUGCUGCCUCCAGUCUGCAACCACAAGACAGAUCAGUUUGGCAUGUGUCACCAUCAGGUAACCUCAUGACGUUUCCUUUCAUGAUUAUUCACUGUGAGUCAGCCGAUGAAACCAUACUGAACUCCAGCAUUUACAUGUCUUUGCAUAAAAAACAGAUAUGCUGCUCAUAUCUGGUUGCAGAAUAUCUGAUCAACGCAUGAGAACAUUCAACAGCCAUUUAAACCAAUGGUUUGUUUUAGCAUUUUUUUGAGCUCUAUUCCAUCACUUUGUUUCUUACCAGAACUGGAAAACUUUAUUCAGAGUGUUUGGUAACUAACUGAUUGGGACUUCUGGUGAUGAUGAAGGAAAUUUUUCUCGAGUACAGUUUGGAGUCACUCUCUGUAAAAAUGCCAGCACAGAACAUAAAUCUUUUAUGACUUAGUUUAAUCCUCUUUGUUCCCAGGACAAGUCGGGAAUAAUACAGAAGUACUAUGGCAACGGGCUGAAAUUUCUCACGGUGUUCCCUGAUGGUUCUGCUCAGGUUUUGUAUCCACAACUGAUUGAAAAUAGAUUCUCAUGUUCAGCUUUAGUACACGACAAGAUCGAUAAAUGAAAGUCGUCACAGAGAUUGUUAGAUAUGAAAUUAUACUUCAUAGCGGCUGUUAUCAUCCUUAUCACCAUGGCAACAGUUAUCCCUCAGGCCUCUUGGCUCUAAUUGUUGUGGUCACCAAACAAAAUGGAAGGGUCUGCAUUGUGUAUGAUGACAGCGCUGCCCCACAUCAACCAAUCAGAGCCGUGUUCCAGUCUGAUGGGAGGGCCACAUGUUAUCACAGUAACGGAAACACAUGGUACUGAGCAAAGUCUUUACACUGUUUUGACAUCAGAUAUUGUGUGGUAAUUUUUCUGAGUAAUUUGGUAUAAGAUGAUGGAGAUGUGUGUCUCUGCCACAGGCUGACUUUACACAGAAAAGGCGGUCAAUGUUUGGAUGAGGACGGGGCCAGGGUUUGUCGCUGGAGCUGGGCCAGUCCUUUGAAGCCUAUCUUCCUGUCCUUUAACAAAGCAAUAGGGGUUCGAGUCCUAGGACAAGAGCGAGUCUUUGUUUCUUUCCUGGUGGGAGGUCAACAGGCGAAGUUCAGCGUGGGUUCAUGCUGUGCUCAGGUGAAACACAACUUUGUCAAAAAACUAUCAGUGUUUGAAUCACUGAUAGGGGUAAAUAACCUCUGACAAUGUGUCGUCCCCAGGCUCAAUGUGAAACUAACAUGGCUUCUUCAGGACCAUCAGUAUUGAAGGAGGAGCUGUUUGUGUUGGCUGCAAGAAUCAGGAUGCAACUGCCCAUUCUGCAUCUACAUCGGGACCUGACCACACCCUCCGAACCCCUGCUGAAGAAGACCUCCCAAGCCUCUCUCCACCAUGCUGUCGCCCAAAAGCUUCUGGAAGUCAGUGCUACUGUGAUGAUGAGUGAGAGCGAAAGAGACUUCAUCCACAGUUGCCUAGAGGGAUAUGUGUGAUAUAGUACACUGACACAAUGUAAGCACGCCCAAUCAUGCUCUUCAGAGCAGGGGUUACUAAACAUUAAACCUUUUUCAUUUAGUUUGGACAUGUUUUUAAAUUCAGUAUUUUCUAAUUAAAUUUAGAUUUAUAAAAGCAGUUCUCUGGUGCAGGUAUUCUGCUUAAAACGAAGAGAGAAAUAAGCCUCAAAUAGAAUCUUUUACACACAGAUUGAUACAGCAAAAUGGAACUGCAUCAAAUAUUAGUCACGUUUCGCAUCUAAUUUAAUUUCCUUUUGUAAUUCAACAAUUGUUUUACACCUCACCACUCUGGCUUUACUUCUUCUUGUCAGAUGUUGUAGUUCUCAAUAACACACUUUGUUUUGUUUUUUUAAUCAGAUCAGUGCAGACCCUCCUAAAGACAUUACAGUGCAGCAGAUGGUUUAAAGGUAGACUUGUGACCUGGCUUGAAUCCUACUUCGUGUCUCGGGUUUCUCUUACCUAAACUGACCCACACCUUGGCGUCACUCAUCUAAGUCCCUUAUUCAGGCGUCUUGUUUUACACUUCUGUUGAUGUAGACUUUGGGUUUACCGCUCAUGCAGUGCAAAAAUCAGGAAAUCAUUAAAAACACACUACAGCUCCAUGGUUAAAUAGUUAC